ACAGAAUCUUCUUUUCAGCUGACUCAUCAUCUGGUUUCCCUUUACCUUUGCGCAUGUCAACAAUUUUCGUUUUCUAAUCUGCAGUUAUGGUCAAGGAUGCCUCCCGGCAACCGCAAAUUAUGACGGGUCUUCAAACUGAUGCAAAAUCUGAUAAAAACAUCCAAAGUGGUCAAGCGGCGUCCACUUCCAUGAAUAGGCACCUUGACGAAGAAAUCAGUGAACUUUUUAUUCUCCGGUUUGGAACUUACAAAAAAUGGGCAUCAACGGUUUCCAAAAAGAAGUGCCAAGAAAUCCUUGUAGACCAUUUCAAAAACGACUUAAGCAACGACUUCACCUUGAUGAUCAAUUGGUUAGCUUUAACCGACGCUAAGAGCAGGACUGUGCUACUGGAAUCUAGCUGUGCCACGAAGGAGUCAAUGGAACUCGACGUUGCUUUGGAUAUGCUGACAAAAAUGGGAGUUGCAGAUGCCUCACGACGGGGCCCAACAGUGGAUGCUUUCCGUCAACUAAUCGCCGUGUUGUGUGGGGGAACACCUGGGCAAGUACCUGAACUAGAAAAGCUGGCACUUUUCACAGAGACUACUCGAUUUGCUGACAAAACGGCCUCAGAAAUAAUUUCAAGAAUUGUGAGGACUUUUUUCAAUUUUUCGAAUGAUGUGCCACGUGCAAUGGAACAGUUUGGUACUUCACUUCCAGCGGCUAUAAAUCCCGCUGAAAUGAUGUGUAAUGGAACCUCCGCCGUUGAGUUGAUUCGAGCCGCGAAUGAGCCCAGCACUUGUGGUAGUAUCUGCGAUAGCGAAUCUGGCAUUACAAUCUCCGAAGAUGGUGGACUGGAACUUACAUGCGAAGAAAAGCCAUCGGUCUCUUCUGUGCCAUCUGUUUGUGACACUGCAAACGAAGCCGGCUCCACGCAAAGGUCAUUUUCUCAGUCCCCCACCAGGUCUUCCUCAAGAAAAUCGAGAAGAGAGAUCUUUUCAAUUAGAAAUAGAUUAUCUGGGAAAGUUGGCAGUCAUACUUUGUCAGAUGGUUGCUUUGUCUGCGGCAGUAAUCUUGGCGAUCUCCUUCACUGUGGGAAGAAGUACGCACCAGGGGCAUACUGUUCAACCACUUUUCACAAAGACUGCAUCGAGUCAUACAAUGCUGCCGAAUAUAAUGUCAACUGCAUUCGCAAAAUUGUGGACGAAACGUUAUGUCCACUGCAUUUUUGCUCCUCUUGCUACUUGGAGCGGUGGAAAACAACUGCGGUUAGAGGCAAGCUUGUUGAAUGUGACUCCUGUUUUCGAGCUUUUCAUGAGCAGUGUUGCCCAGCGGGAUUCGAAAGCUACGAGGAUUUUGUGGUGGCGCGGAGCAAGGAAGGAAACACAAUUGAGGUCAAACAAAAAUUCACUCGUUGUCAUGCCCACUGUGAUACUACCCGUAUUCCUCUUAUUGCGAGCACGCGUUCGCACUUGCCUUACUGCUGCGAGUGCGAAAACAUAGGUGACGAACCGUUAACGAAGUGCUCUUUGUGCGUGAGGUCUUUCCAUGAAGGAUGUCUCACUUUGAGCUGUCGGGAUAUAAAAUCAGAUCCCUGCACUCCCGUUUGUGAGUCGUGCAUCCUUGGAGAAAAUUUGCGGAUAGGACAAGCAGUGAUAGCAAGAUUCAAAGCAUCUUUUUAUGCAGCAACGGUGACAAGUUUGGCUGAAUACCCCAAGCAUUGCGCAAAAAUGGAUAAAUUUGGCAAGUAUCUUGGUCAGCCUGGUUUCGUCUGCGUUAAAUGGGCAGGAUGCAUCAACAUAUUUGCACUUUUACCAGCUAGGAACGUAGUUCCCAUGUUUGAUGGAUCGUACAAUCUUAUUGGAAGGCGGUUAUCAGAAAUUCCAUGUCGUGAAGCCUGGGAAAAGAUGGAGAGCGAGUUAUCCAUUUCUCGCCCUUCAUUUGCUUACGUUCCGGAAAAGUACACAAAAAUCAAGACCUCUGUCUAUCAUCCGAGCUGCCCGAAACCUCGUCUUGAUGCAUGCGACGAAAGUGAUAGUAUGUGCGAUUGCCCACCCGGUGAAAAAGGUCGAUGUGGUCCCAAUUCCAAAUGCACCAAUCGUGCCAUCUUACAAGAGUGUCCUGAGGCAUGUGAGGCAAUCGAGGGUGGAUGCAACAACAGAGGUGUAUCUCGUAAAGAAGUUAAUCCCGAUGUCGAAAUCCGAGAGGCUCCGGGAAAAGGGCUGGGAGCUUUUGCAGUAAAGGACAUUCCGAAGGGAUCUUUCAUUGCGGAAUAUGCUGGAGAGCUGAUAAGCAUAACAGAAAAGAACAGAAGAAUUGCCGAAGUAACAGCUCACAAGAACGCUGAAGAGAAGCAUUACAUGAUGGCCUUGGAUUCUCAGCGAAUAAUCGAUUGCAAGGAGAAGGGCAAUGAUGCCAGGUUCCUCAAUCACUCCUGUAGUCCGAACUGUAAAGUGGAAACGGUAUACGUGGUGGUACACAGAAGCAAACGACCAAAUGGUGCUACUGUGAAAUAUGAUAAACGGAUAACGAUUUGUACCAUAGAAGAUGUUCCUGCAGGUACCGAGCUUUGCUUCAAUUAUCAGAUGACACAGUACAAUAUUGGUUGCCCACUACCUGAUUGCAAAUGUGGAGCUCCAAACUGCACUGGAUCAUUAGGGGCCGUAGUCCAUGAAAAAGUGGAGAAAGCUGUCCAAGAGGUGGAAGUGGUGCCGAAUGAUUCUGGAAAGCAAGUAAAAGGAAAGCAAAAACGCAAAGCCGCGUCUUCGUUAGCUUCCCCAAAGAAGAAAAGAUCUAGUGCGCGCAGUCGCCAGUCCACGCCGGCCUCCUCAACGUCUUCCUCAUCUAGGAGCCCUUACAAAGGACAAAAAAAUCAAAAUGGGAAGGUGACAAAGCCGACUGUCACUUUCAAGAGGACUUCGCUUCCUUCGAAAUUAGACGGUAAUUCAUCGCGUACGCAAACACGUAGCAGAGGUUGCAGAGUCAUCAAUGGUUUCAAAGAGCCUAGGCCUGAAGUUUUGGAAGAUGAAAAGCUGAAGAGAGCGCUUCUGAACGGCGAGGCACUGGAAAAACUUUCCGAUGCCAAACCUUUGCUACAGAAGGGUAACCAGGAAGCUGUAAAUGGUCUUAGGAAGAAUCAUCGCCGAAUAGCAGCCGAAUUGUCUUCUCUGAAUGUUAUGGUGUCAUAAUUACCGCCUGUUUUUAGUCUUUCUAGGAAUUAUGCAAUGAUUAUGCAUCUCAUUUUUAUAGGGGACUGUUCACUUUGUCUUAGCUUUCCAUGAAUGCUUCCUGUUAAAUGUCCUCUACCUCAAUGUUUCUUUUUUUUACUUUGACUUUUUAUUAUGUCACUAGAUCUUCAUUAUUCCUCGACAUCUGUAUCAUCAACUGCCACCUAAAUAUGUACAAAUUUUUAUAACAUUCGCGUAAAAUGAGUGCUUUCUCUAUGACUAGCCUCAGAAGGCAAAUUCAAAACGGUUUCAAUGUUUUCUUUCUAAUUAGGCGAAUGUCUUCAACGGGAUUUCAUAGCUUGCGUGUGGUGGUUUUUGCGAAUGUUAUCUUAAAAAUUAUUUAUAUAUGUUG
Messenger RNA from Cylicocyclus nassatus, 3555 nucleotides. NCBI's taxonomy places the organism in Eukaryota, Metazoa, Nematoda, Chromadorea, Rhabditida, Strongylidae. The record is from the annotation of a GenBank genome assembly.